CAUCCACCCGCUAGUCCUCUCGUGUUAUUAUAAAUACAUCACACACGCGCUCACAAUCGCUGCGCGAUUUCCUCCGACACACGUGUCGUACUGUCGCCUGGCUCACUGUGACGUGAGUUGUCCACGCGUCAACAACAUCAGCUAGCUGCCGUUCUUUAAAUAAAACACAUAUAGCAUUGCCUUCGUGAAGCCGGCUGCUGUUUUUGUUUUGGUUCAUGCGCGUUUUGAGACAUUGAUGUAUGCGGGAGAAGAGAAAUGGAUUCCCAACUACAGAGCCUGUUGUAUGAAGAGGUGCUGUAUACCAUUCAUCAUCAGUGGAAGCCAAACAGUGAAAGAGAUGGCAAAGUGAAGACGCUUUUAGACAAGGUGUUUCCCAGGGUGAUGCAUGCUGACAUAUUGCACAAGGUGCAAGCUGCCAAGCCGCCAGCACAUUUUUUGAAGAUUGUUGUUGAAGAACCUACAAAUCAUAAUUCAAAAACAGCAAGUGCGACCUCGUACACCGCGCAACUGGUUUCUAAAGCUGAGAUCGGCCGCAGGGGCAGCAGUUCGGGCGUGCUAGACGCCGACGAGUCAUCCACCGACUCGCCCCACCAGCCUGCCUCCGCCACCACGGACCAGACGCCUCAUCACUCGUGGAGACAUGCCUUCAAGCUUGAUCUCACAGAUGGAAGGGACAAAGACCUACUUUUGAAUUUCUGGAAAAUAUCUCAAGAAAGGCAUUUUCUCGAGUUCAAGUCAAAGGAUAACGACAGAAGAGAAUCCAAGAAACGUCACAGCAGCAUUGUAGUUCCAUUGAGUAGCAUGGACAGACCGGAAACUAUCGACUCUUACUCACUCCUGAAAAAGAAGAAUGGACGUUGUCUGGACAAAGGGACGUGUAGAGUCUCAGUAAGCUACUCCACAGAGCAGAGGGACACGUCGCUGAGUCGGGACCCGGCGCGCCUGAGCUCGCAGGUCUACGAGCUCCUUCUCCAGGCACUGGUGGAGUGGGAGCACAACGAGCAGCAGCAGAAACCCCUGUGGGACGGCAAGCUGAACGAAGAAGCCAGUGACAUCCUCCUGCUCUACGGGUGCCAAGCGGACCUGCCGACCUUGCAGAUGCUCGCUCAGAAGUGGUCUGUAUAUAUGAAGCAACAUAACAAUAAACCAUUGGACAUCAAGUUUUUUAAAGACCUAUUCACAGGGACUGUGAAUAUUUGGACAGAUGGCACAGAGCAGAACGACGGGCUGAAGGAAGUCGUGCUGGAGUUCACGAAGCAGCGUCUCGCCUCACUGCAGCAACUGGAACAGCACUUCCCCAACUCCUCCAAGGAAGCUCUCAAGCAGCUGAAAGAAACCCUCUGGCUACUGGAGCACAUGAACAAUUCCAAGAUUAUUCAAGGGAAUUCCAGAUGUCUAAUGGAGAGCAUUGAACGGGAAAUCAUGGAGGGAGCCAAUGUGUGGUACGCAAGCAAGAAGAAAACCUGUGAGAUAUUCCGGCAUCAGAAGAAGGACUUCAUGCAGGCGAUGGCCAAGUUGUGUGAGCUUAUCGAAAAGGAGCUCAGCACCAUGGAGAAGUACAACAAUGUAUUCACCAGGGUGUUGUACAUGAACUACCGCGCUGUGUGGAGCAGACAAAUCGAGGCCAUGCUGGCGCAGGACAUCAGGAGGUCCGCGGAGGAGACGCAAACCGUGUGGGAGAAGGCGGACGAGAGCGUGGGGGACAGGUGCAAGAAGGAGAAGGACCUCGCCAGCGCGAUGCACAGCCUCUACAUCUCGCUGCAGGCCGUUAACAAGAGACUGGAUCGGACACUCAAGGAUCAGCCGCAGCCCCUCGCCUCCUUCCACGAGUGGUUUCUUGGGGCCAUCAAUGCCUGGGCCAAAACCGUUCACUGGAAAACGGAGAGCAUUGUGAGAAAUGCCUUGGAAAAGGACAACCUCAUGCGGGAUCACCCUGCGGUGAGACACAGCUCGUCAGCACACGAUUUGCUGACGUGGUUCGUCGCCAUGCGAGAUUUCUGGGUGAAACUUGCGUGGCCUGACCCGGACAUCACUAGCAUGCUUGUCUGCAAACUCAUUGAGGAGAUCUGCGAUGCCAGCGUCAGUUACGUGACUUUGAUGAGGGCGCGACUGGUCGCAGAAGGUUUCAGCGGUGGAAACGGACAAGUCUUCGUGAUGUCUGCAAAGAUCUGCGUGGGGCUGUGCAGCAUCCACCACCUGCAGUGCUCCCUACCCUCGCUGCUCGGCUCGCUCAUCGACAAGAAGCCGCAGACGGAAACUGAUGGUGCUGCUGCUACUGGCUCGACCGCCGCCACCUCCACCGGCAGCGCAGCUGGGCGGGCAGCAGCAGCAGCGCCAGCGGCUCAGAAGGCCCCUUGCAGCUACGUGCUAGACAGCGGGAUUGACGACCUCGACAAGCAGAUGGAGGACACCGUGAGAGAAAUAGCUGAGCAGACAAUGCUGUAUAUUAAAUCCCAUCUCGAAGCUAUUGCAUCUGACGCAGCUGUUAAAAUACAGGAUGAAUCUGUCUACGAAUAUUAUGAUAACAAUCUUAAACAACUUUUUGAAGGACUGAAUGAAAACAGCAAAAUAUUCCAAAUUUUUCUGUAUAUGCUCUGGGAGACGGUGCUGAAAGCGUUUAGCGAGGAGCUGGAGAAGAACAGGAUUUGCUCUGGAUUCAUGAAGGACAGGAGGAGUAGCCUCAGUUCCCCGUACUACACAAGGAUGCAGACGAUUCUAAAGAAAUUGCUGCAAGUGUUCAACGUGGAUGUGCAUGGUAUCAAGAUGGAAUUUCUUCAGAAUGACGUGUAUAAAGUGCUGGAGGAGCAGCUGGAACUGAGGCAGAAGAGCACACCUGAGCUCAUUGACUUGUACCGUCAGGAGAAAGCAAAGCGUCAGGUUCCUGUGGAAGAAGCAACCCAAGGAACGUUGGACGUGGAGUGUCACUACGAUGGGGAGAGGACAGCCCUCGUAGUGAAACUGCUCGGUGUGUCAGGCCUACCAGGGGGCUCAUCGCAAAAGGUUCAAGUAAAGCUCCAGCUCUGCCCCAGGGAAUGUUUUUCUACCGUCAAGACCCAGAACUCAAGGAGCGUGGCCUCCACAGGCAGAGACAACGGACGCUUCAAUGAAACGUUUGAAUUCGCGGUGAGCGAGGAGCAGUGCGGAUGCCCCGAGGUGUACCUCGUCUUCGAGUUGUGGCGCACGCGCUUGCUGUCGAGGAACCUGCAGCUGGGCCAGGCCGUGAUGUACCUGAGCCGAGCCGCUGGCGCCACCGGCCAGGUCUCCCUGCCGCUGCAGUUGCCCAAUGUGAACGAGUCACAAGUGCUAAAGAUUCUGGAGAAAAGAAGAGAUCCUGAGGCCAGGAAUUUCUUCAAAAAUCUGAAAUGAAGGAGCAUCGGGAUAUGUUUUAAACAAUCUACAUGAAACAUGUAUAAUUACCAGUAUAUAUUUUUUAUUUUUUCACUUAAUCUGCAUUGUUACAGUAUAAUAUUUUCCGCAUAUUUAUCUUGGGCCCAAACUUUGCAGCCCGGUUUGUUACAUUCUGGAUGUUAUAAUGAGUGUCUGCAGCAAAUUUCAGAUGUUAAUCCUCACUCUCAAUCUAUGCUUCAGCCCUGAACUCAACUCCCCAAUCCAGCCUUUAAAAAAAUAUACGAUCUCCUCAAGUGGCUGUGCAUGAGCUUGGUGUGAGCAGAUCUUCAUCUGAGACUCACACUGACUCGCAGCGGGCAUGGGCAGGACACUUCGACAGAAGGCAUCUUGGCCCAUGGUCAAGAAAAACAGUGGAGUGGAAUAUCCUUUGCCACUCCAUUGUGAAUUUCUUUGAACCCAUCUACGUGACUUUACCGAAAGACCCAAAGAAUAUGAAUUUCUGCAGUCACGAAAGCUUUAAGUCAAGUUUUAAUGGAGUGGCAGUGAAGGGAAGGAACGCAUUCGAGUGUACGCCCACCUUCGCGAGUGACCGCCCACCGCAGAGAUGGAGUGAUGAAUUCAGCUCGUGUGCAGGCGCUACACGGAUUGUUACAUCGUGUGAUUGUGAGAGACGGCGCUGACUGGAGGCCUUCAUCCAGCAUGGCUGAUGAUAAAUUUUAUUCUGCAUCCUUCUUCAUUGUAAACAAGGUGAAUUCUCAGUAAAUUAUUAAUUUACUGUCAUUAUUCAGGGAUAGCAUCCGAAACCUAAUCGUACCCAAAUAAUUUGAACACAAGCCUUUCUUACAACAAAUGCAUGCAUGUAUAUUGACCUUCUUUCGCACCGUUCGUAGCCAACCGUGCUAAUAGGAGGUGCAAAUGUCCAUGGUGUAUAGUAUUACAAGGUAUUGGGCCUCAGGAAUUGCGUACACCACGUGUAUUUUUGUGUGUGUGUACACCUUUUGUAUUUAUACAAACACACUGCAUUGGCACCUUUUUGCACGAAGCAAUUUUAUACAAAACGGGUGUCGCAGCAAGCGGUUGGUGAGCGGUUUCAAAGUGGAAGAAGGGGGGGGGGGUGCCAGCUUGGGUGGCGGCACAUUGCGAUGGUGCCACCACGAUCAAGACGAGCGAUCGCCGUCGCCCAACCGCGUGACGAUGCACGGGCCUCGCUGUCCGCUGGACAACUGACGGCUCGGCAGCCCAAGCUGAGCGUGAAGUACCCGUGCAUUCAAGAAUCGCCGAGCGUGAAGUGCCCGCACAUUCUUCACGAAGCGUGAAGUUUUCACAUUCUUCACCGACAUUGAAGUUUUCACACAUUCUUCACCGACCUUUAAGUGCCCGCACAUUCUUCACCGAGCGUGAAGUACCCGCACAUUCUUGCACCGUGUUGUCUUAUUCGUGUUUAUUCAAAGCGGAUAUAACCCGGUCAACGUUGUUACUGUUACCAUAUCCUUACGUACGUCCCAUAGAGUAUUUGGCAAUAAAACAACGGCGUUAUGAACUGCUGGCACGCUGUUUUGUAUUUAUGGGACCUUUCGAUGAAAUAAAUAUUGGACUUGUACGCAUUGGACCGAUUGUUAACAUAAAAGACAGCUGUGGGAGACUUUAAAACUGAAACAUAUGGGAGCUUGUUGCAGACACUUUUAUUUUAUCCAGCGCCUAACAAACCUGAUGAUG
Molecule: messenger RNA, 5064 nt
Organism: Lethenteron reissneri (Far Eastern brook lamprey)
Lineage: Eukaryota; Metazoa; Chordata; Hyperoartia; Petromyzontiformes; Petromyzontidae
Product: BAI1-associated protein 3-like
Cellular component (GO): secretory vesicle
Source: RefSeq, a predicted model, not a curated record